Molecule: messenger RNA, 6246 nt
Organism: Lymnaea stagnalis (great pond snail)
Lineage: Eukaryota; Metazoa; Mollusca; Gastropoda; Lymnaeidae
Source: the annotation of a GenBank genome assembly
GUACCAGUUUAUUUUCCGAUCCUAUCUUUUACACUGGUGACCUACGGCAAACAAAAUGUCUACAACAUUCAGUCCCCCAAAGCAGAACAUUUCUCCGUUAAUUAGGGUAAGUGCAGCUAUUUAGAUUAUACAAGUUCCUUUUAAUUUUUAAAAAAAUAUUUUAACGAGUUCUUCCUGUUCCUAUAUUUGCAACACGAUCAUGAUUGAUUGCCAAUCAAAAUCGUACUAAUCAUAUUUAAAUACUUUAUUUAACUUUAGCCUAACUUUACAGUUUACUAGACUAAGAAUAAGAAGUAGUUAGGACAGGCGUGUAAAUAAAUUGUUAAUUUCAGAAUUGUUUGAAUUAAACAUUUUGUAAAAAAUAAACCAUUCUCAUAUAGAUGAGUUAUUGAGUAGAGCUAAUUUUUUUUUUUACAGAAUUUGAACACCAAAAUCAUAUUUUUUUUUUUAGCUGUUGUAGUUGUAGUUUUAAAGAGUUAUGAAAUUUUAAAGUAGGACCUCAUUUGUUCUUUUUUUAACAUGGGCCGCAUCUCCACAUUCUGUGACCUAAUUCAGCUGUUCGCGUCACCACCCUAUUCCGCUAUUCGCGUCACGAGCUAUAUAUAGGGACCUCGGUAUGAUCCGGGAAGUGCCGAAAAUAGGGUAUCGUGAUUUCGUUGUCAAAAUGGCGACCUCCACUUUUUAAUUUACCAAGGGUAGAGUUGUUUAGGAUUAUUUUUGCUAAAGUUAGUUUUUUAAUAAAUUCUACUUCUGCCCUCAACUUAAAGCAGACAUGUUUCUUGUUCAUUUGAAACUUUCCUUUUAGAAAAAAUUUGAUGGUUUGACUUUGAAAAUUAAUGGUAAAUAAUAGCUAAUUUGACUCAUUCAUAAUUUUUUUGUGGAAAAUAUAAGUUUAAAAAAAGAAAGGCAGUGUCUACACGUCCGGCGCGCCGGACGUCUAUCUCCCGCACUAUGUGUCCGGCGGCCAAGUCACAUGACCGCCGUAACAAAGUGGCGAGAUAUCUUGUCGGUCAGCCUUGUCACGUGACUGCGAAUAAUUCAAAACUAUUGUUAAUUUUAAAAUCUAUUUCUCUACCAAGUAAUGUACUGAGUAUCUUGAAUGCAAAUAAUAGAAAAAGAAACUUAAGUGAAAGUGGCUUGUAAACAUUUUUGUUUAGUUUGUUAUUUGAGUUUGUGUACCAGUAAUCCAUAAAAUAAAUUAGGGGCCAGUGUGGAGUAGGCGUAGGCAACCAAUAAAAGUUAAAGUAAAAGAUUUCAUUUUAAAUUAUUUCAAUUGCUACAAAAUAUUUCAAAACUUCUCAUGAAACUACUGUUGCUGAGGAACAUGAUAAUAUAAAUAUAUACAAAAUAUUUUAAUUAAAAUGGGAAGAAAAAAAACGACCCUAUCCCCGGUAUAGAUCCUCAAACCUUCCUAUCGUCAAGCAACCUCUCUAACACAAGACCAGACAAGAUGUACUAUACAGUACUUCGUUUGGAAUUAUAAAAACUACUAGCCGUCCGGCCAUGUCCGGCAGUCACGUGACCAGCCGCCGGACGUAUAUCUUGCUCACUACACGUCCGGCGCGCCAGACGUGUAGACACUUCGAAAAAGAAAAUACCAAUGUUAGAUGAAGGCAUAAUUAACAACAUAUCCAAAAUUCGUGAGGUUAGGACCAGUGCAUGGGUGAGAAAUUUUUGCACAAAAAUUUGGUCACGUGUCCCAAAAUUACCUAUUAUGGCUAAUGAACGUUUUUGUAGUAAGUAGCUUGAUUUACACUGGAAAUCCAGCAUAUUACCCACUAAUAAUAUUUUAAAACAAAGCAACAAUUUAAUAGCUCUAAUUACUUUUAUCUGAUGCUUUUAUUUUGAGUGGGGAAUUGGGAUAAAUAGCCCUAUCCUUAUUGUAUGAUAACUAAUAUUAUAAAUAAUUAAAUAUAUAUAUAUAUAUAUCCAUCCAUCCUAUAAGCCUAGUAUAGUAUAGCCUAUAGUGGCCUAUAGGUCUAGUACCAUCCCAACUUAUUAUUGCAAGACCUAUUAAUAAACAAUUAACUAUUAUAGUUAAUGAUAUUUUAGGCCAUGUAAUCAAAUUUUAUUAUUUAAUUUAUUUUAAUGCAAAUCAUGAUUCUUAAAUUUUAAAAUAAAAAUGUUUUAAAAAAAUAUUCACUUACCUUUGAUAUUGAAAUAUCCUGAAUUCACUCACAAAUCACAAUAUUCCACAAGAAACUUAUAUAAUCCUCAGUAUUCUUACUUAAAGAAAUAACACACUUUCUGAUACAGUAAUCCAAGAAUUUCUUAAGCUUUUACUAAAGAACAAUCAUAAAAGCUUGUACUUACCUCAAGCAAAUGACUUAGAACUUAUUUUAAUUUCUAUCAACAGCCAAAGUUAAUACAUGUUGAUUUGUGAAACAAAAUUACUAAUUUUUUGGUCAUAUUCAAAUGGGACUAAAAUACAUACAUAGAAAAUGGUAAAAAAAAAAGUAUAAUCGUCAAUUUUAUAUAAAUGAAUCAAAUAAUCCCUGUAUUAUUUGUUUAUACUGAUAAAAGUUAAACAAUUCCACAGAAAAUUUGAAAUUAAUAUCUAAAGAAUAUUAUUAUUAUUAUUAAAUUAGGGAAAUUUUAAACAUUUAUAUUUAAAAAAUAUUAAUUAAUUAAAUACAAGUAAGUGACGAGUCAGCAUAUUUUAUUCAUUUUCAUAAGGAAAAUUAUCAAGAUUAAAAAUAUUUUUUUGCGGAAUAUUAACAAAAACUAAAAUUGUAUUUUGUGGCUUUAUUUAGAAGAACUCAUAUUUAACUGUGUUCCCUCAAAGUAUCAUAUUUUUGUCUCAUUUUAUAACAAAGUUAUAGGCAUACAAACAAUAGCAAUAUGAGGGUGACGAAAUGUGGAGGAAAAUCCCAUAGUGAAAAAGGGGUUUUGAGGUCCUUACUAAAAAAUUUAUAACUUUUGAACCACUUCAGCUAGAAAGUUGAUCUUGGUGUUUUUGUAAACCAUUAUAUUUGCUCUAUACAGCUGUAGUAUUUUUAUAUUUUUAAAAAUGUUUUGAAAUUUUAAUCAAAGUGCCUACUAUAUAAAUCUCGUUUUAAUGAUAAUUUUAUACGACUUUUAACUUAUUUAGAACUAAUGCUGUACUGUAUUAAAAAAUAAUGUCAAUAGUCGUACAAUUAUAGAUAAAUUGUAGCUUAUCUAACUAUGCACUAUUAUGCAUAUCAGUAAAUUUAAUAUUUAUAAUGUAUUAAUUAUUAAUAUAUCGCUUUUCCGUUCACCAAAUCUACUUUGUCCACUAUACCGGUAUAUAUGUUAUAUAGACUAUAUAAGGCUAAGCUUACCCUUCUAAAAUACUGUUUGGGGGCUCCUUAUUUUGUACUUUUAACUUUGGCACAAGACUAAUUAUUUAAAGCUUUCCCUAAUCAUUGGUUUAAUAGUUUUUUCACACUGUAAACUUUUAUGAAUGAAACUCUGAGAUAGAACUACGGUAUAGCCUUUAUGCAAGUGACUGUGAAUGGCUGCCCAUGGCCAUGACGUUUUGCACACAGCAAAAUAUGAUCAUUUAUAAUAUGGACUCUACCAGGUUUUUAACCUCAAAUUAAAAUAUUAUUGUUAAAAUUACAUCUAAGUUCAUUCUAAAACACAAUCAAAUAUUAUGAUUUAAAUAGUUAUUUAUUAAUUUUAUUCAUCAAAAGAUAUAAUUUAUUUGCUUUACAGCAAUAAUAUAUAAAUAAUUCAUCCAAAUUAGCAUUACAUCAUUCUCUAUAUUUAAAAAAAAAAUAUCACUCUGUCACCACAAGUAUUUUUUAAAAUUAAUUUGACACUCUUGGAGCCAAAAUGAUUUUAAGUGUUCCUUAGACACUCUUGGGGUCCGGACUAUAUUUUUAACAAAAAUAUGAAAAAAUUUCUAUGCAAUACUGUUUUUGUAGCCAAAAAAAAAAAACAGGAACAAACAAUAUAACAUUUAAAAUGAAAAGGCAUUUAAUCAACAUAAACUUUUUAGUAAAUCAAUACAAGUUACGAGCCUGCUUUUGAAUAAAAAGAUGCUCAAUUUACAGUUCCAUAAUUUGCGGUACUGCUACCUGGGUAACCAUAAGGGGGCCUGCUGGGUCGGAUCUAGCUCGUGAGCCAUAGUCCGAGGACCUCUGAUGUAGACUUUAGACCACAAAUGUUGCCAUAAUGGCAAAAGAUGGAGUGAGAUUAAUUUUUUGUACUUGUUGUAGUACGGUUGGUUAAAUGGUCAUUAUUACAGAGAGUAUUUGCAUAGUAAGAUCCAUGAUGAAGCCUAGAAAUAAUAAAAUAAGUUUAUUUAAUAAAAGACACAAUUUCAUUUGUAUUGAAUUUACAAUGCUAAAAUACGAUUUACCCUAAUAUAUUUGAAUAUUUUUUUUAAAUUAGGUCAGAAUGGAAAUAUUUUAUUAUAGCCAGGCCUAUAAUAUGUCUAUAUGUCACCAAAUUAUUUUUUCAAGUCAAACCAUGCUGAUGCACUGACUUAAAAAAAGAAGAAUUUCAAGUAGCCCCAACUUCAGUUCUUGUUUAUAAUAAUAUAACUAGCCUUAUGUUCAAAACAUUACGAAAUUAUCAAUAAAUCAAUCUAUAGUUCUAGAAUCUUAAUUAAUGUAUGGGGUAUAAGCAAGAAAUAAUGAUGAUGAAUAUAUUUAUUCAUGCAAAUGGUUGUAUAAUCAAAAUUGCAUGAUAUCAUUAAAAAUACUAUCAUAAUAAAUAUUUGCAUGGUUAAAUUUAAAAACAAUUUCUGAAUCAUUUUCCCUUUGUCCUAUUUUGUUUUCCUUGCAUUUUGUUAAUCUUGUAUCACUAAAUAAAAUGUUGAAAUUAAUUUCUAGUUCUCUAGGUGGACUGCUCUGUUUACUGGUAUUGUCUAUGGAGUUUACAGAUAUAGUAAGAAAGUAUUUCUUAUAUAUGUAGAAGGGUUUUUAAAGAAAUAAAUUAUUGAGUCUGGUUUUAUGUCUUUGAUUUUUAUUAAAUCAUUUAGUGACUUCUUUCCAUUUAAAAUUAAUUGAAGUUGAAGUUAUUUUGUUAAAACUCCAUAUUGUUUGAUAAUAAGUACUUUAUCUCACUUCUAUCUGUAUUAUUAAAGCUGAAAGUAUAAACUUAAUUUGCAUUGUGAGUGUAUUCAUCUAGUAUUGUCAAAAUCUACUUUGACUUGUUUAUUUUAGCUUUCUCUGGGUUGAUGAACUGACUAUUUAUAAUAUAUAAAUUUUAUCCCCUAGGAUACUUGGCUCGAAGAGAAAUUGACAUUCAGAAGCAUGAAUCUGAGAUAUUAGAAAAGCACAGGGAGAAGAUGGCAAUACUAAAGAAACAGAAAGAGACAGGUAUGUGGUAGCUUUUCUACUGAAUUGGAGAUCUUCAUGAGGCUAGGGUAGAUAGGCUUUUAUUUACUAAAAAACUAGAGACUUGGAUAUGCAAAUUGCAAAAUUGACCACUGUACUUAUAAAAACAUAUUUAUGCACAUUAUAGUGUCAAUAUCAAGUGAUUCAAAUAUUGAUGAUAAAAGGGUUAAGAAUUGAGUAUGAUAUGAAAAGAGGAUACGUUUUAACCAUUUUAAAUAAUAUAUAGGGUCUUAUAUUAUAAAGUAUUUAUAUUUAAAUUUAGUAAAUAAGUGGCUAUAAAAUAUUGUCUAUUUUACUGAAUAUUGUUUAAUGUUCAAGUAUUACCUGUAUUGAAAUUAAUUAUACUCUGCUAGCUGUAUCCAAUUUAUAAAUUUAAUUUUCACAAAUUUCACUUAUUUUCAUAAAUGACAAAAGAUUAUGAAAUAAUCAAUUUAAAAAAGUGUGAACCAAGACGCUUUUGAAUUAAUUAUCAGUAUAAAAUCUUUGUUAUAAAAAAACAACAAAAUGUCAGUUUCAUGGAAGCCAACUCACUACCUUUGUAUACUAAAUACAGAAAUGUUUUCAUUUGGAAAUUUAGUUGGUAAAUAUUUGUAAUGUAAAAGAACCUUAGCAUAUAUAUCCAGACAUACAGAGGUAAUUGUAUGUUUUGAUUGAAAUAGCAAUAAAUAACAAAUUAUUAAUGUAUUUCAUAUUCUCUCCCUUUACAGAGGAAAUGAAUGCUCUAGGAAGAGAGGCUGGUGUAGCAGCAAAGUAAAGAUUUAUCCCUUUAUCUUUUAUUUUGGAAGUAGAUUUUUUAAAAUAUAAUUUGCAAAUGUGAAGAAAGGAGCAUUUGAGGAUCCAUAGUCUUAUAAAUUAUGAAUGUUUGUGGAAAUAGAAUGUCUUUAUAUGAAACAUAUGACCUGGUAAAACAGAAUAAAUGUUUAUAAAUUCACUUUUU